GGUUACAAAAAAUGUAUAUAUUUAUACUUUGCUUUACUGAACUAAAGUGGCUGGCAUGUUGUUUUUUGCUCUCACUUUUUUACCACCCAAAAACCUGUGUGUUUCCUUUUUCUUUUUCUUGUUUUUUGAAAGACUCUGACAUAAAGCUGUUUGAAACUUUGAGUGAGUGAGUGUAAGUUUCUGUAAAAUGAAGCAGCAAAGCAUGAAGAAUUGUACCACUUUCCAAUGAUUCAAAUAAAUUUGUGUUCUUUUGUGUUGUAAAAACAAAGAAGUAUUUCAUUUUUCCACUUUGGUUAGUUGUUUCUUGAAGUUUUUGUGAGCAAUGGAAACAAGAAGAAUAAUGAAUGGUGUUUUUGGUUUUGUGUUGUUGUUGCUGUUGAGUUUCUUGGUUUGUUCAACUGCUUUGCUUACCCCUGGUGGUGUUAAUUAUGAAGUGCUAGCUUUAAUGGAGAUUAAGAACUCAUUACAUGAUCCACAUGGUGUUUUGAAUUGGGAUGAAAGUUCUGUUGAUCCAUGUAGCUGGAAUAUGAUCACUUGUUCAAGUGAUAAAUAUGUCACUGCCUUGGGUAGUCCAAGCCAAAGUUUGUCUGGGAAAAUAUCACCAUACAUCCACAACUUGACUCAUUUGGAGCAACUGCUUCUACAGAGCAAUAAUAUAACAGGACCAAUUCCAACUGAACUUGGAAUGCUUCAGAAACUUAAAACAAUUGAUCUCUCUGAUAAUCAUCUCACCGGGAACAUCCCUCCGUCUUUAGUUCAAUUGAAAAACCUCGAAUUCUUGAAACUAAACAACAACAGUCUUAGUGGAGCUGUUCCUUUGGAAUUGUCUAAUAUGACUCAACUAACUAAUUUAGACUUGUCUUUUAACAAUCUGAGUGGUCCUGUGCCGAGGCUUAUGGCUAAAACAUUCAACCUUUUGGGAAAUCCUAUUAUAUGUGCAACUGGGAAAGAACCAGAAUGCAACGGGACAACAACAUCUAUGCCUCUGCCCUUCACUUUGAACAACUCACAAAAUGCUCAGCCUUUUGGAAGAUCUAAAACUCACAAAAUUGCCUUAGCCUUUGGUACAAGUCUUGGAUGUAUCUGCCUACUAAUUGUUGGCUUUGGCUUCUUUCUGUGGUGGAGACAGAAGCACAACAAGCAAAUUUUCUUUGACAUCAACGAACAACAUCACGAACAAGUGUGCUUGGGAAACUUGAGGAGGUUCCAAUUUAGGGAACUUCAAGCUGCCACAAACAACUUCAGCAACAAGAACAUACUGGGAAAAGGGGGUUUUGGGAACGUCUACAAAGGUUGUCUUAGUGACGGCACAAUUGUUGCAGUGAAAAGGCUUAAAGAUGGGAAUGCAAUCGGAGGAGACAAGCAAUUCCAAACAGAAGUUGAAAUGAUCAGCUUGGCCGUUCAUCGCAAUCUCCUCCGCCUGUAUGGGUUCUCCAUGACACCAACUGAAAGGCUUCUGGUUUACCCUUACAUGUCUAAUGGGAGCGUUGCUUCUCGUCUCAAAGCCAAGCCACCAUUGGAUUGGAGUACAAGAAAAAGUAUUGCAUUAGGAGCUGCAAGAGGUUUACUAUAUCUACAUGAGCAGUGUGAUCCCAAGAUUAUCCACAGGGAUGUGAAGGCUGCUAACAUAUUGCUCGACGAUGACUGUGAGGCUGUUGUGGGAGAUUUUGGAUUGGCAAAGCUUUUGGAUCAUCGCGAUUCACAUGUCACAACUGCAGUUAGGGGAACUGUAGGACAUAUAGCUCCUGAGUAUCUCUCUACAGGACAGUCCUCUGAUAAAACAGAUGUUUUCGGGUUUGGCAUUCUCCUGCUAGAGUUGAUAUCUGGCCAAAGAGCUCUUGAAUUUGGAAAAGCAGCAAAUCAGAAAGGCGCUAUGCUUGAUUGGGUAAAGAAGAUUCACCAGGAGAAAAAGCUUGACAUGCUGGUGAGCAAAGACUUAAAGGACAAAUAUGAUCGGAUCGAGCUCGAGGAAAUGGUACAAGUAGCUCUGAUAUGCACUCAGUAUCACCCUAGUCAUAGACCAAAGAUGUCGGAAGUGGUAAGAAUGCUCGAAGGAGACGGACUCGCAGAGAAAUGGGAAGCUUCUCAAAGAGCGGAAUCUACCCGAUGCAGAGCCAAUGAAUUCUCCUCUUCGGAAAGAUAUUCUGAUCUUACUGAUGAUUCUUCAUUGCUUGUCCAAGCAAUGGAACUAUCAGGGCCAAGGUGAUAUAGAAAACAACACGGUCGAUUAGAUGAAGCAAAAAAGGGCAUCUGAGAUACAGAACGCUCGAGUAAUAACGGUAUGUUGUUGAGCUUGUUUUUUCCUUUUGGUAACUGAGAAAUCCUCGAGGGUCAGUCGCACACGGUUAUAACUCGAUGGAUGAUAGACCACCCUUACCUCUACCCUUCUCCACUUAAAUACCAGACUUUUGUCUGCUGUAGGAUAGGAUUUGGUUGAGUCUGUAUAUAUGAUCAUAUGGAAGCUGCAUAAAGGAAUGCGAUAUUUACCGACUGUAUAGGAAAAAGAUUUAUGAGCAACUGACCUUUAGGCUCCCCCCCCACCCCCACUCCCCUUUCUGGUUUUGAGUGAUGUUACCUUGAGCUUGUAAGAAUAAUAUAUGUUGAAAUUAAAUUUCUGCUUACAAAAUAUUUCUCAUUGAAUACCAUUGUUCAAUGAGAUUAACAUAACUUUGAGAUAAACCACCAAAGUUUCACUCCAUUUAAGAACAGGCAUGAAAUAUAAGAACCAUUUUCACUUAGCAUAUUGAAACAUAUUAGUAAAAAACAUCCAUCCAAAUUCACUUAUGUUCCCAAACUGAUGGAGUCUUCACAGUGGUAAAUGCAACACAGACUUACUGCUACAUCAAUGUUCGUUUCUAUUUACGCUUUCAACUUCGAAAACAUAUUAACAAAAGAUGAAACAAGAUCGUGAUAACUGAUACAGAUACUAAUCUACUGUAUACACAACUUUUGCUUUAGAUGACGCCCGCUUAAAUCUUUUUAUCUCUAAGAGUACUUCAAGAGAUUUUUUAACUUCCAUUCCGCGGGGCUCGAUUACCAUUUUGACCAGUACUGGAGACUUUGCCAGUAAAACCUUGAUAAGUUGGAUUUCAGCUGGUGCUCCUGCUAAAUUGUUAAAUCUUUAUCAGCAGAAAUUUAGUAUUGAAGAUCUAAUGAACAAGCAAAAUAAGAAAGUAAUUGAAUAAAAAAAAACACAUAAAAGAGAAAGAAAUGUCCUUGGGGAUGACUCGGUUGGUUAGUUGGUUUGGUGGGUGGUUAUCCACACAGAUGACCCGGAUUCGCUCCCCCCUCAACGCCUAAUGAGUCAGUCUAUCGCAUCGGGCUUGCCUAGUGCGGUUUACAUUCUCUAUGUGGUUUACAGGCUAUUACAUAAUUGGGGAGGGGUGGGGGGUUACCUAGUGCGCACAAAGUGCUCACGCGAAGGGCAGAGACUGUGACAGAGGUUGCAGUGGUUGCGGGUUAUUCUGGGGUUCCAA
This is a messenger RNA of Capsicum annuum, 3476 nucleotides long. RefSeq names its product protein NSP-INTERACTING KINASE 2. Gene Ontology annotation, molecular function: protein binding; ATP binding; protein kinase activity. Gene Ontology annotation, biological process: protein phosphorylation. Lineage: Eukaryota; Viridiplantae; Streptophyta; Magnoliopsida; Solanales; Solanaceae. The record is from RefSeq and is a predicted model, not a curated record. The coding region runs from base 323 to 2206 and encodes 627 amino acids. The transcript is spliced from 11 exons.